Molecule: messenger RNA, 99 nt
Organism: Peronospora matthiolae
Lineage: Eukaryota; Oomycota; Peronosporomycetes; Peronosporales; Peronosporaceae
Source: the annotation of a GenBank genome assembly
AUGGUCACGGCUCUUGAUGCUGUUCUCGUCUUGGGUAUGGCGUUUGAGCUCGGCGAACGUGUCAGCGACUUGGGCUGGAUCGUGGAGGGUGGAAACUGA